GACGUCUGGGAUGUUCUGGACCGUUUGAAGCUUCCGGUUAACUGCGCGCAGGUUAGCCGAUCCCCAUCGAGGGCAUGCUACAUGCAUGUAUGUGUGAUUGAGUUAUGGAGAUGGUUAACUUCAGGUUACCAGUCACAGACCGGGCGACGUGGCGGUGGCCAACAGCGGAGACUCCCGGAAGCACGGACACGCGCAACUCCAAUGAAUACUACUUUAAAUGAAGGAUUUAGUUUAGGAUACACCCUGCAGCUCAGAUGAAACUAACUCUGCAUAUCUUUUUAUGGUAAGCAGGACACCAGUUCUCACAGAACAUGGACAAAGGGUGGUUUAUUGGACAUGAGAGGAUCCCCCCUCCAAAGGAGGAGACGUCCAGCUCUUACAGCAGGGUGUCAAGGCCUUGCAUUACGAUUAACCUGACUGAAAUGCUUCAAGCUGACAAACCUAGUGCACUAAAGAAACCAAUUCCAAUCCGUCCCCCAAGCCCCAGGGUCUCUCAGCAGAGGGCACAAGAGUUCCAUCGUAGUCUCUCCUGUGAACCCACGCCUAAACCCAUCAUCCGACAAAGAUCCCGCUCUCUGCCUUCCGCUACAGAGAAGAAGAAGCAAUGCAGGAAUGUUGGCGUACGCUUUGUUGAUUCUUUGGGGCUUGACUUGGAAGACAUCAAGAUUUUCAAAUCUGGAGAAGAUCCAUUUGUACCACAUCAUGUUGUCUUUAGGUUGUUGAUGGGUGCAGAGAUGGCAGAUGGAAAGCAUCUGGAGAUAUCCUUGCCAUACAUGAGGCCAGUUUUUGCCCAACAACCUGGCGACCAGCCCGGAUUCCUGCAUCACCUUUAUGAGCAGAAAGUGUGUCUUGAGAGAGUCUUGUGUUUUGAACUGGGUGUCAUCGGAAUCACCCAGGUCCUCAAUUUGGACUUUGAGAAAGAUGUCAUAGCUCGAUAUUCAUUUACAGAUUGGAAGAGCUGCACAGAAACUAAGGCCUCUUGGGUGUCCACCAUCAACAAGACCCGGGAAGGAGGAGAAGGCCAACUCAGCUAUGAUACAUUUCGUUUCCACUUGCCUGUUCCUCCGUUCCUGCAGCCAGAAGCAGUGUUACAGUUUGCCAUUCAAUACAAAGUCGGUGGCACUGAAUACUGGGACAACAAUGAUGGAGAGAAUUAUAAGUUAGUUUGCCAUAACUACAAGCUCACUGUACCCAAAGAAUGUGAGGAUAGUAUGGUGCACUUCUUUUAGGAUACUGACUUAAGGUAGAUGAAAUCUAUUUAGAGCACUUUAUGAUGGUUGUCAGCAAGACCUAAAUAUGCAAAACUGCAUUGUGACAUGUAAUGUUAAUUUUGUGAGACUUCUUUGAAUCAAGUUAGAUUUGAGAUAUACUGUCAACUCUGGACAGACUUAGUCAGAGUGAACAAUAACACAAACACUAGUGCACUUCUACCUUAAGCCAACUUUAAUGCCACUGUAUUCCUUUUGUGUUUGCUUUUCUAAAAAUGCACUCUUUAAUUUUAUUGUACUGGCUUUUAAAAAAAAAAAAGCACUUUAAUGGGGGUAAAUUGAAUGGAAGUCACACCU
Molecule: messenger RNA, 1565 nt
Organism: Anoplopoma fimbria (sablefish)
Lineage: Eukaryota; Metazoa; Chordata; Actinopteri; Perciformes; Anoplopomatidae
Gene: ppp1r3da
Product: protein phosphatase 1, regulatory subunit 3Da
Exons: 2
Coding region: 312-1229 (305 amino acids)
Biological process (GO): regulation of glycogen biosynthetic process
Cellular component (GO): protein phosphatase type 1 complex
Molecular function (GO): glycogen binding; protein phosphatase 1 binding
Source: RefSeq, a predicted model, not a curated record